UAUUGCUCUGUUGAUGAGAGAGAGUGUGUGCAGAGCGAGAGAGCGAGAGAAGCAGAGAGCUCUGUAAACAGGCUGUCAGAAAAGAACGUGCAGGGACAUUUUCAUCCGCUACAGCCAAAGGCGAGCGUUGCGUACAACACUGAAGGAUAAUCACGAGAGGGAGCGAGCGCGAGCGAGAGAAGGUUUCAUUAAUUCAUGCAGGAGGGAAGGGAUGUUUCUGCCGCUGACUGAGCUGGUUCCACCACUGCCUGUAGCAUUUUUUUUGUGAGUCCAUCCAUGCUGUGAACGUGACAGCACUCAGAUCAGGCAGGAUUUGACGGACACCAUCACCUGAACAAGCAGAGAGUACAUAAGUUGAAAGGUCAUCAGCUGCUCCUCCGUGUGCACCUGGCACCUCUCCGCCGCAGAGCUACUCCAAUCCCAGCUCCUACCGGUGGCGCAGCACGCCUCACCUUCACACUGCCUUCGUCCUUGUGGCCCUCCUUCAUUUCACAACUCCACAUCGGGGACGCCGAUUCACCAUCUGUCACUAAGAAAAGGCGACAUAAUCAUGCCAGAUCGUACCAUGUCCUUCUCAUACCUCACCUGAGGACGAUCAGUGUGGUUCCCCAGGCUCGCCGCGAGCACUCUGACCGUUGAGAUGGGAGAUUGGGUCUGUCUGAGCCCAGCUGAAUUCUCCCAGCUGCAGCAGUACAGUGAGUAUUCCUCCAAGAAGCUUAAAGAUGUCCUGGAAGAGUUUCAUGGAAAUGGUGUCCUCUCCAAGUACAACCCUGAACAGAAGCAAGAUGUUCUCAUCCAACCCAUCGACUAUGAGGGCUUCCAGCUAUUCAUGACGACCUAUCUGGAGAAUGACAUCCCUGAGGAACUUUGCAAGCACCUCUUCACCUCCUUCAAGAGCAAGAAUGGUGGAGGCAGCUCCCCUGACACCUCUCGAUCUGGAGCAGGCAUACUAGGUAUGAAUGGGAAGAGUAUUUUGUGUGCUAUGAGCCGACAUACACCAGAGAACUCUGCAGGGAUCACUCAAGGCUCAGGGGCCACCACAUCACCCUGCUCCUCCCGCUCCUCCUCACAACGCUCAGGCACAGGGGGCCACACACCCAGAGGCCCCCACCGGUCGCCCGGCACACAGCCCAAUCCCCCAUCGAGCAGCAGCAGCAGCAAUGCUUUGGCUCUCUCCAAAACCACCAACUCCCCGCGCCUCUCCCCAGAGCGUAAUCAAUCUGAAAAUCGUUCAUCUCUCCGGAGGAGUCCUUCUCCACAAAAAGGAUCUCCAUCACCCCAAGUGGUCUUCCUUAAAGACAUUGUGUGCUACUUGUCCCUGCUGGAAAGGGGAACACCAGAGGACAAGCUUGAGUUCAUGUUCAGGCUCUACGACACAGAUGGCAAUGGUCUGCUGGACAAUUCGGAGCUCGACCGCAUCAUAAACCAGAUGGUCCAUGUAGCUGAGUACCUAGAAUGGGACUCUACAGAACUACAACCAAUUCUGAAGGAGAUGAUGGAGGAGAUUGAUUAUGACCGGGAUGGAACGGUCACAUUAGAGGAAUGGAUCAGAGGAGGAAUGACCACCAUACCACUCUUGGUACUGCUGGGAAUGGAGACGAAUGUACAGGAAGAUGGGCAGCAUGUAUGGAGACUGAAGCAUUUCAACAAGCCAGCAUACUGUAAUUACUGCCACACUAUGUUGUUAGGAGUACGAAAACAGGGCCUUUGCUGCUCACUAUGCAAGUACACAGUCCAUGAGCGCUGUGUGUCCAAAGACAUUGCUCCUUGCAUUAGCACCUACGCCAAGUCCCGCAGGCACACCAAUGCUAUGCAGCAUGUUUGGAUGGAGGGCAACUCCCCAACAAAAUGUGACAAAUGUCACCGUAGUAUCAAGUGCUAUCAAGGUCUAACAGGCCUUCACUGUGUUUGGUGUCAAAUCACUCUCCAUAACAAGUGUGCAUCUAACGUGAAGCCUGAGUGUGAUGGUGGACCAUUAAAAGAUCACACACUCUUACCAUCGUACAUCUGCCCUGUUAUUCUGGACCGUCAUUCUGCUGUCAAAAGAGGUGAAGGAGAAUCAUCCCCCAGUACCAGCCCUGAGGACAACAGCCAGUGUUUCAAGUUCACCGGUGAUGGUCAGGCACUGCAGAUCACCCCUCUGCCUGGAACGCACCCCCUCCUUGUGCUGGUUAAUCCUAAAAGUGGUGGUCGGCAGGGUGAGAGAGUGCUACGGAAAUUCCAGUACCUGCUUAACCCCAGACAGGUGUACAGUCUGGAUCGAGGAGGACCCAUGGUGGGGCUCAACUUUUUUCGAGAAGUGCCCAAUUUCCGUGUGCUGGCCUGCGGAGGCGAUGGAUCAGUGGGGUGGAUUUUGGACUGCAUUGAUAAGGCCAGUUUUGCUCGACAUCCACCUGUUGCGAUCCUGCCACUGGGUACCGGGAAUGACCUCGCUCGCUGCCUGCGCUGGGGUGGAGGCUAUGAAGGAGGCAAUCUGGUCAAGUUCCUCAGGGAUAUCGAGCACAGCACCGAAUUGAUGCUUGACCGCUGGAACAUCGACAUUGUCCCAGUCGAUAAGGAGGAGAAGGGCGACCCUGUGCCCAACAGCAUAGUGAACAACUACUUCUCCAUUGGAGUGGAUGCAUCCAUAGCACAUCGCUUCCACUUGAUGAGGGAGAAACAUCCAGAGAAGUUUAACAGCAGGAUGAAAAACAAGUUGUGGUACUUUGAAUUUGGCACCACAGAGACCAUCUCAGCCACUUGUAAAAAGCUGAACGAAUCCAUCGAGGUGGAGUGUGAUGGCCUCAUUUUGGAUCUCAGCAGCACGUCUCUGGAGGGUAUCGCUGUGCUCAAUAUUCCCAGCAUGCAUGGGGGCUCCAACCUGUGGGGCGAGUCCAAGAAAAGACUGAAUUACAAUCGCAUGAGUAAGAAAGUGCCAGAGAGAAUGACUGGCAGCGCUGUCACCGAUGCCAAAGAGCUCAAGUUUUGUGUGCAAGAUUUGAGUGAUCAGCUUCUGGAGGUGGUGGGUUUGGAGGGAGCCAUUGAGAUGGGUCAGAUCUACACAGGUCUCAAGAGCGCUGGACGGCGCCUUGCACAGUGUUCUAGUGUCACCAUCAGGACGUCCCGGCUGCUGCCCAUGCAGAUUGAUGGGGAACCGUGGAUGCAGCCCCCAUGCACUAUACGGAUCACACAUAAGAACCAAGUUCCCAUGCUGCUGGGACCACCACAGAAAACAUUCUUCUUCUUCAAGAAGCGCAACAGAAGUCGGGACUAAAUGUGGGGACUUCAAAAUUCAACCACUCUUCUACAGUCGUACAAACACACUCAAACAUCUCCACCUUCCUCAGCUAAUUCUUGGUCUUUGGCAGGUGGCAGCCAAAGAGAAGACACCUUUCAAUCACUUUUGUGAGACAAAUCAAUACAAUACAACACUCUAAUGGACUCUAUCUCCGAACACAUUUCAGAUGCACAUAGGCUGAACCAGAACCACUCUGAGUGUCAUGACCACUUCCUGUGUCUUAUCAUCCAGAACAUCUUAUCACAGGCUUGUGACCUGUAAGCUAUGACUCAAUUCCAACUAAAUCGCCCCUCCCAAUAGGCCACUGCCUUGGGAUCACACUGUGUACCCUCUCCCUCCUCUUGAGACGGCUCAUCAGAAGAGACUACCAAUUUCAAAGAGAAAUACAGAGGGAGGACCAGAAGUGAAGAGACUCACACAGUAAAGGGAAAAGUAGUGUUUUCAAGUCAAAAGAGAUGGAGAGUAAGAGACACCCUGGCAUGAUAAUGUUCUUCGCAUGAGAGUUGGUGGUGCACAUAUGGACGUCACCAGGCACUGGCCUAGCCUAGCAGGACCAGGGAACAAACUUUCCUCUUAAAGGAGCUCACUGACUUAUAUAUCAGUGCAUGCAAAGCAUUCAUUCCAGUGCCUCUCCAAGGCCCUGCAGCAUGCCAUCACUAAAGAGAUGAAGCAACAUACUCAUCCAUUGUGAAAAUGUUUAUGGGGGUCUGCUGAUAGAAAUAGGUUAGACUGGCCUCUAAUGAGAUGAAAUAUUUCAGCUUCUGUUGUUUGCUCUGGGCAGUUCUGCUGUUCACCAAUUGACCAGUGCAAGUUUUGUUGCAGUUAGCUGAAUGUAUAUUUAUUCACAUACUGCCCUUUAAAACAACAAUUCUCAUGUUCAGUGUGCAGAAUGGACGUAAGGUCUUUCAAAAAUGCAAGGAGUUUAGAGAACCCUUAGAACAGAGAAUCGGUGGACUAAAAGAGUUUGAUCAAUUAGCAUUUAUAUCGUAGCAAUGUGGCAGUUUGUGCAAUAAUUUGACGAUUUUAUCAUAUUUUUUAAGCCAAAUCAAAAUAUCGUGCCAUUACGUUGGGGAGUAGAUUCUGUGUGAUUUUCCCUGUUGAUUUAAAACAUCUUACACCAGCCUAUGCUGGCUAUGCUGGUCUGUUGGCUAGUUUGAGCAUUUUUGAGCUGGUCAGGUCAGGUUGGGAGACUUGCAGGUUACCCAGCUAGACCAGCUGAAAACCAUCGUAAUAGCCGUAAUCACACCAACAUGAACGCACGGCAUGAAAAUUCGGUCCAGUUUCGGCAUGUGAUUUGUCUGUUCAGACCAAUGCGAAUAAUGGAGGAAUGAAGUAAUGAAAAAUGCAACUUAACUUUAUGGCAGUAGAUGGUGCUUACAGAAAAUUUAUUUUAUGUAACAGCAGCGACUCAGGGCAUGAGACCAAAAAGUUUUUUUUUUUUUUUGAUAGACAUAUUUCUGUAGAAAAAAAAAUCUGUGUGAAUGUUUGUCUAAAUCUGAGCAGAAGCAUUAAUAGCCGUUCAUUCAAAUUAAAAUGUAUAUAACACUGAUUUUUCGUCUUGGUAUGAACAGGCCUUACACCAUCUAAGACCAUCAAACCAGCUUAGGCUGUUUUAAGCAUUUUAUCAGCAAAGUAUGAUUUUAAAAAUUGUUUUAUAUAACAAUAAGGAUGCAAUGGUAAAACUUUAAGUACAGGAUCAAUUUGUUAAGAUUUGUUAAUGCAUUAGAUGUCAACAACUAACACUGAAAAUAUAUUAACAGCCUUUAAUAAACUAGAUUAGCCUUAAUUUAUAAACUCAAUUGCUUGGUCCAAGUUCAAUUCCACCCCAUAAACUGAUGCUAUUGUUCAUUGUUAAUUUAUAUUCAUAUUAUGUUAAAUAAUAUUGAUUCAUACAACCUGAAAAUAUAUGAAUAUAGUGCAUAUAUUAUUAACAUUGACCAGGAGUAAUAAAUCCUGUAAAAAUAGGAAUUGUUCAUUGAUGCAUUAACCAAUGUUAACAAAUUAAAUAUUAUAUUUUGUUACAGAAAUAAUAGUUUAAGGAAAAAUAUGCUACACAUUUUUAAGAAAAACAAGGUCUCCAUUCAGAGGCGGGCUGAAAUGGAUCUAGCGUUGGUAUUAACACUGAAUCCUCUGGUCCCCAUCUGUCACAACAAGCUACUGCAGUGGGGUUUGAAUUACUGCUGUAUGGACGGAGCCUAAAUUUAACUUCCUAUUUCAGGGCAUGAAACACUAUUCCUAAUUGCAGCAUGAAAACAUCAGCUCGCAAUUUCAGGUCGACAGUUAAGCGGGUUUGAAAGCAGCCUAGAUGAAUGCAGAAAACGGAAGUUACUUACAGUUGCUGUCCACACAAUUGACUUGGAGAUCCAAAAAGUGAGCUUUGUAAUCUUUUAGCCCUUCUGAGGCCCAUAAAGAGUGUGUAACUUAAAGAUGCCCACUAUGUAUCAGUAUUUCUAUAAUCCAAGAGCCUUGUGUGCAUAUAUACAGUAUGAAUGUGCAGUGAUCAUCAGAUGCUUUCGCAGUGUGCCAUAGGGUGUUGGAACUGUAUAUAUGUAUUUCACCAAU
This is a messenger RNA of Carassius carassius (crucian carp), 5839 nucleotides long. RefSeq names its product diacylglycerol kinase beta-like. The record is from RefSeq and is a predicted model, not a curated record. Lineage: Eukaryota; Metazoa; Chordata; Actinopteri; Cypriniformes; Cyprinidae. Gene Ontology annotation, cellular component: plasma membrane. Gene Ontology annotation, molecular function: ATP-dependent diacylglycerol kinase activity; calcium ion binding. Gene Ontology annotation, biological process: diacylglycerol metabolic process; intracellular signal transduction; lipid phosphorylation. The transcript is spliced from 26 exons. Bases 641 to 3253 code for a protein of 870 amino acids.